Molecule: messenger RNA, 902 nt
Organism: Haliotis rubra (blacklip abalone)
Lineage: Eukaryota; Metazoa; Mollusca; Gastropoda; Lepetellida; Haliotidae
Exons: 2
Coding region: 78-902 (274 amino acids)
Source: RefSeq, a predicted model, not a curated record
GGGAAGGGUCAAAAAUACUUCUAGCUGAGGCACAACGACACACGACAGCGGGUUCCCGGGACUGUUAAGAACCAACCAUGCAGGGAUUGGAUCUUGGUGCCGUGCUGCAUCUAACAGAGAAGAUGACGCCCUUUCUGAAGCUACUCGAUUUUAAGGAAGAAGAUAUAACCGAGUCCGAACUGAUAUCUUACCUGGAUGAACUACCUUUAAUACAGGGUCCACCCUCUGAAGCAUCGACAGUUUCCUUAACCCAAUCGUCAAAUGACAGCGGGCCUGAGACGGUAGAGUCAUUCCUGGAGCAUCGCUCUAACUUACAUUUUGAUGCUACAAAUAGUGCCGGAAAUACAAUACUUCACUGUAUCACCUUAGCCCUAACGGAGAAGCAUAAUGACACCACGAACAUGGUCUUGCUGGAUCUGUUUGACAGAGUGGUGUCAUUUGCAAUAUUUAUGAAACCUCUUUCUCAAGUCUUUCAAAGGCAUAAACGUGACCGUAUUCUUCAUUUGACCACUGAAAUAAAGAAUGAAAAGGAGUUGUCUGUUCUUGAGCAGGCCUUCCAUCUUGCAGCGUAUCCUGUUGUAGAAAGGCUGAUGAUGAUGGAUGACGUCAUGUGUACUGAAAACAAGCAUACUUUCGAGCUCCUCUGGCAGUACGACAUUACCAACAUCACCCCUCUGACAAAUGGGUCUGUAUCACGCUGCAUGACAACGGAAUGUGUGCCAGAACCUUCAUGUCUUGAAAGGAUGUUAACACAUUCAGCAGCCAAUGCAGGCCGUGUCCUGGACAUCCCUCCUGUCAGGGCCAUCGAGAAGAUGUACAAUUCUGUAACCACAAAAAAUCUAUGUCUUCAUCACUUUGAUGCAUAUUGUAUACAUGUCGGUGUUCAGCUAUGCCAGUUGUGA